AUGGCAAGUUCCCCUAGUUUUGUUAACCUCUUAGCAAGUCAAGGAUCAGUCGACCUUGACUCAGUAGAAACUCCUUUGUUUAGUAGCCAAUGUCCUGAAGAGUCUAGUGUUAAAGAGAGGAGAAAGUGGACUGUGAAGGAUGAUAUAAUUCUCAUUGGUGCUUGGCUCAACACCAGCAAAGAUUCAAUAGUUAGUAAUGAACAAAAAGCUGGUGCCUUCUGGAAGAGGAUUGUCGACUAUUACAACUCCAGUCCUCUCCUGGUUGGGACAGUGCCAAGAGAACUAGGUCAAUGCAAGCAAAGAUGGGCUAGGAUCACUGAUUUAGUCUGUAAGUUUGCUGGAUGCUACGACAUGGCACUGAGGGAGCAGAGAAGCGGGCAGAAUGAGAAUGAUGUGAUGAAGCAAGCGUUGGAUAUCUUCUACAGUGACCAGAACAUGAAGUUCAACUUGGAACAUGCCUGGCGGGAGCUUAGGCACGAUGUUAAAUGGUGCGCAACGUAUCUGGAGAAGGACAAGGAUAAGCGAAAACCAGGGGAUUCUCCAGUUCCAGAGCCAGAAGAGAGACCUAUAGGGGUUAAAGCUGCUAAGGCUGCGGGGAAGAGGCUUAAAACGGGAAAAGAAGAAGAAUUGGCGAAGCUACAAGGACUGUUGGAGACGAAAAAACUAAUCUCCAAGCAAAGUUUGCUAGAAAGUUUGCUUGCAAAGCCCGAGCCUCUCUCUGAGAUGGAAUUAGCUCUCAAAAUGAAACUUUUAUCUGAAAUGUUGUCCUGA
Molecule: messenger RNA, 771 nt
Organism: Brassica rapa (field mustard)
Lineage: Eukaryota; Viridiplantae; Streptophyta; Magnoliopsida; Brassicales; Brassicaceae
Product: glutathione S-transferase T3-like
Source: RefSeq, a predicted model, not a curated record